Molecule: messenger RNA, 1011 nt
Organism: Diorhabda carinulata
Lineage: Eukaryota; Metazoa; Arthropoda; Insecta; Coleoptera; Chrysomelidae
Product: fumarylacetoacetate hydrolase domain-containing protein 2-like
Exons: 4
Coding region: 87-992 (301 amino acids)
Molecular function (GO): hydro-lyase activity
Source: RefSeq, a predicted model, not a curated record
AUUAUCGCGUUAAUAAUUCAACAUAUUUAGUAUUUAAAUAUUUGUAAGAUUUUCUAUAUAAAAGUUGUUGGAGAUAUUUUGAAUAGAUGAAUUUCUGUCGGAAUUUUAAUAGACGUGUGGGUAAUAAUUUGAUAAAUAUGAGAAUAGUACAAUUCAAAUUGGAGGACGAAAAAACUAGAAUCGGUAUCGUAAACGGUAAUAACGUUAUAGACGUCAAUGCAAACGACUCGACUAUACCAAAUUCAUUAGUAGAUUUCUUAAAUCAAUCAGAAGACGUUUUGGGAAAACUAAAAAACGUUGCCGCUAACCCGAAAUUACAAUACGAUUUAUCCAAAGUGAAAAUUUUAUCACCGAUAACUAGGCCUGAUAAAAUACUGGGUGUAGCUUCGAAUUACAAAGAUGAUUGUCAGAUGAGGAAUAUACCGUUUCCUAAAGAAUUAACUGUGUUUAAUAAAUUCGGUUCGGUGAUUAUUGGUCCGAAUGAUCCGAUUCCCAAGUCGCAAGCUACAAAUGCACUAGAUUGGGAAGUAGAGUUAGUGGCGGUAAUAGGGAAAAAAGCAAAAAACGUUAAAGCAAAAGACAGUAUGGACUACGUUUUCGGUUACACGAUGACGCAAGAUUUGACAGCUAAAGAUUGGGUAAUGAGAAGUAACGGUCAAUUAUUGAUGUGUAAAAAUUUCGAAGGUUUUUCACCGCUAGGUCCUUGGGUAAUAACAAAAGAAGAAUUAGGCGAUCCUUACGAUGUUAAAUUAAAAACGUGGGUUAACGGUCAAUUAAAACAAGAUGGACAUUCUAGUAAUAUGAUACAUAAAAUUGACGCCAUCAUCGAAUAUUUUUCAAGUGUUAUGACUUUACUUCCUGGGGAUAUUAUUUUAACUGGAACACCUUUUGGAGUAGGUGCUAGUCAAAUACCGCCACAAUAUUUACAAAAAGGAGAUUUAUUAGAAACCGAAAUAGAUAAAAUCGGAAAAAUGUUUCAUCGAAUAGUAUAAAUAAAUUUUUGAAUUGUAA